GCGCCGUACAAAGCAUUGAAACGGAUGUGAUCAUGGCAAUUCACGUGAUCGAUCGUCGCAUUGUCUUUCUCGAUCUCAUUGGCCUCCUCUACUCUUGUGAACGGCGGCCAUCCAGGGCUGCAUAGACGGCCGGAAGGAAGACCUGGAACUGCCAUAUAUAUCACCCCACAGAAGUCCACUUCGAUCUUCCAGAAACUGUUCGCUUGUAUUCAAGCCAGAAUCGGAGGUCUUGUCCAUUGUCUGCGCUUUGCAUGUCCCCCUGCUACAUAUAUAUGGGAGUGGAAGGCUUGAUAUUGGAACAGAAUCUCACCAAAAUGAGCGACCAACUCGAGGCCCACACGGUUUUGUGCCAGGCACCGCGCAGCGAACCCGUUGGUACGAGUGAAACGGUCCAAGGAGCGAAGAACUGCAUCCGGAUGGCUAGUCCCCUCCCCACAAACAUCGACGCGUCAUUCGAGAGCGAUGUUCAUGGCCUCAAGACGGUCACCGCCGAACAGCAGAAUGAGCGACUCCCCUGGCCACCCCACACAAAAGGAGCUAUCUUGCAACGUGAAAAGCAGGCCUUCAAAAGGUCGGCCAUUACUGCGGGUCUCGUCGACGAGCACACCGACACCAUCCUUCCGCGCACCAGCGUCCGUCCGCACUUCCAUUUCGCUCCCAUCGGCGCCGAGACUGCCCACAUCCGCAAAGACAAAACCGCCGGUUUCGUGUGGGCUCCCAAGCAUGCACGUUCGGUCUGCGAGAGCGGGGACUGGGUCGUGCACGCGGGCAUCCAACGUCUGGGUCUGCCAUUCAAGAGCAUUCCUGCCGCGGGCGACGAAGGGGACGAAGACGACGAGGAGCCAUUCUUCAUCCAUCCCGGGAGCAGCGACGAAGACGAGUGCACGUCCUCGGAUCAGGAGGACUCGGCCGGAGGAUCAGAGACGGACGAGGAUGACGAGGAUAAAGAGAACGCCGCGCUGCUUGAAGGGCGCACGGUCAGGGGCUCGGGUUCAAUCUUGAGUUUGCGGCCGCAGUUGAAGGCGUUCGGGCGGGCCCUGUGGCCGUCUUCCGCGAGAGCAAGAGUAGUGCUCGGAGACUUGGCGAUCUUCCCAGGUGUACGCGCGAAGUUGUGAGCCAGCGCUGCCAGUGUACUCGGCGGCAAAAGAGAGACGGGAACAUGUUGAAAACGCGAGUUUCAUUCGGUCUCGGGCCUUGAAGAGACUUUAUACAUAGAGAAUGCAUCUUUUCCAGAUUUUUGAAUGUGUGGUGUGAUA
This is a messenger RNA of Mycena citricolor, 1256 nucleotides long. NCBI's taxonomy places the organism in Eukaryota, Fungi, Basidiomycota, Agaricomycetes, Agaricales, Mycenaceae. The record is from the annotation of a GenBank genome assembly.